AUGACCAACGGCAAGGUGAAGAUGCAGCGUGCUACUAUGGCACACCGUCUGCUUGACCAGCUCGCUCAGCUGCUCGGUCAGUUGGAGUCUCAACGGGGUAAGGCUUUGGAGCCAGUUCAGGGAGUGGUCAUCGGUCAGGAAAAGGCCGACCCUCCACACAGCUGCAUUGCGAAGUGCCUCGACGAAGAUUUACGCCAAGAUAACGAUUCGCUCUCUAAGGAGCUACCUCGAGAUAAGGGACAAGGUUCGAGGAGAGUUAGAGAUGAUUAG
Messenger RNA from Podospora bellae-mahoneyi, 270 nucleotides. RefSeq lists its product as uncharacterized. Lineage: Eukaryota; Fungi; Ascomycota; Sordariomycetes; Sordariales; Podosporaceae. The record is from RefSeq and is a predicted model, not a curated record. Bases 1 to 270 code for a protein of 89 amino acids. The transcript has a single exon.